Messenger RNA from Danaus chrysippus (African queen), 1815 nucleotides. NCBI's taxonomy places the organism in Eukaryota, Metazoa, Arthropoda, Insecta, Lepidoptera, Nymphalidae. The record is from the annotation of a GenBank genome assembly.
AUGUUUUUCUUUUGUUCUCAGGAUCAAUAUGAUAACUUAGCCACCCAUACUCAUAAAGGUAUCGAAUUCUUAGACAAAUAUGGGAACUUUGUGAAGGAAAGGUGCGCUAUAGAGUUAGAAUAUGCUGGCAAAUUAAGGAGGCUUGUUAAGAGCUAUCAACCAAAAAGAAAGGAAGAAGACGAAUACGUAUACACUUCAUGUAAAGCAUUCAGACUGCUACUUCAGGAGCUGGGUGACUUUGCUGGUCAGAGGGAGUUGGUGGCUGAGAAUCUGCAGUCGAACGUUGUACGCGAGUUACAUUUACUCGCUAAAGAACUGAGAGAGGAUAGGAAGGUACACUUAAACGAGGGUUCAAAGCAAAUGGCCGUCCUUAGUUCGGCCGUGGGAGCGUUGGAGCGUGCGCGCCGUUCAUACGAGAGGGCGGCGCGGGAGUCGGAGCGUGCGCUGGAAGCCUUCCAGCGGGCGGACGCGGACCUGCACCUCAGUCGAGCCGAAGUCGAGAAACAGAAGAUGAACAUGAAAUUAAGAAGUCAGGCGUGCGAGGACGCGAAACAGGAAUACAUGGACCAACUGAGGAAGACCAAUGAUGCACAGAGGCAGCACUACGAACAACGGCUGCCGCACGUUUUCAAACAGUUGCAGGAUUUGGAUGAGAAGAGAAUAAAACAUAUAAAGAAUUUCAUGAUCAGCUCGGUUGAUGUAGAGAGGAAAGUGUUCCCGAUUAUAAUGCAAUGUCUCGACGGUAUGGAACUGGCCGCUAAGAAUAUAAACGAGAAAGAGGACACUCAGUUAGUAAUAGAGAGGUACAAAUCAGGUUUCGUCCCGCCUGAAGACUUCAGAUUUGAACCCGCGAAUGGUACUGACGCUAUUGACUCUGUACCAGCGCCUACACACAACCACAUCACAGUCAGAGGAACAGUGUCCGGCAACCGGAUCAAGAAGAGAGGUGGCCUGCUAUCUAUAUUCAGCUCAAACAAGAAGAUUAUUGAGGCGUGCAACUCUCUAAAGAAUAACUUGUCGGUCGAUGGAAAGGAGGAUUAUUCAGAUUUACCGCCCAACCAAAAGAAAAAGAAACUUCAAGCUAAAGUACACGAAUUGACCAAGCAGGUUGGCCAAGAACAAGCUGCUAUGGAGGGUCUCAUGAAAAUGAAAGGAGUUUACGAAACAAACCCCACACUGGGCGACCCUAUGACUGUAGAAGGUCAGCUUAACGAAUGUUGUGAUAAGCUAAAGAAGCUACGUCUCCAACUACGCAAAUACGAAGAGCUACUGGCAGAAGCGAACAACCAAGUGUGCGCCCAGCCGAUACACUCUAUCAGCAAGACUAACGGCGCGCCCACACAAGCUACGAGCAUCGGUUCAAACAGCGGUUCUCUGUCCCGCUCGGCGUCUGAAUCCUCCGUGAGUACGGGUACCGGCACUAAUACUGGCAACACCGUAAUGGCGGUGUCAUCCCGGGCCGCGGGGGGUUCCCCGGAGUCGGGCCUCGGCGGCGAGCUGGCCGCGGGUCACGUGGAACACGCGAACGGUCACGACCACGACGACCACGACCACGACCACGACGACCACGAGUCCGACUUUGAUUAUUACUACGAGCCGGACUUACAGCCGCUGGGUUACUGCAAGGCGCUUUAUGCUUUCGAAGCGAACGGCACCGGUUCUACGAUGCGUAUGGAGUGCGGCGAGAAGCUGCUGGUGUUGGAGACGGACGCCGGGGACGGAUGGACGAGGGUGAGGCGCUCGCUCACCAGGGAGGAGGGGUUCGUGCCCACCACGUACAUCGCUACCACGCUGUACGCGGACGUGCAUCACUAG